AUGGCUGCCGCAUCGCUCACGACGGCGGCCUCGCUCUUCACAGGCCCGGAGGUAGCGACUAAUAACACACCUUUGGUCAAUGAUAGUGCGACAUUCCACCUGGCUCUUGACGGGACGGUCCAGACACUGUCCACCCAAAAUGCACCCGAUAAAGGUCCCAUUAAAGGUUUAUUCUUUGUUCCUGGUCUCGACACUCACGAUCCAUGCGUCAAUGCCACGGCUGAAUAUGUUCCCGCGAAUGUCACCCGCUUCGAGGACGUGAAAACACUCGGCUACCGCAUCGUUGGUCUCGCGCCGUGGAUAAGCGCCGACUGUACGCAGUCCUUCCUGCAUGCCUCUCGGCGCGUGGGAACCAAUGCGCUGGUCUUUUACAUACCCGGUAGCAAUGACACAAAGCCACCGACGGAAGAUAGUUCGGUAUGGUCGUUGAGGGACAAGGAGUGGAAACGUCGGAAUAAGUACCCGGUCUAUGCGAUCCCUGGCCCGGCGGGUGCAACCAUCAUGCGCCAACUAUCGUAUUAUUCGGGGAAUUCGAGCCGCCCCUAUAAUGAGUCUACGGAAUUCUUGCAGGAGGGGCAAGGCGAGAUGCGGUUGUUUGCCCUCAUUAAUCUAGGUGAGUUUAUCAUCUUUUCAUUGGCUAACCACUUUCUCGGCUUCAGCAUGGCUAAUGGCCGGUUGCGUGUGAUUGCAGACAGAGGUGGAAAGAAAAUGCCCAGUCUCUGGGGAUUCAUCCUCGCGAUCGUAGGAACUGUGCUAGUCCUCAGCGUGAUAUUACUUCUCUGCUACCAGAUCGUGCAGAAGCGACGACGCGAGAGUUUGCAGCGUCGAAUUGAAGCGGGAGAGGCGGACAUUGAACAUCUCGGCCUACACCAAUUGAAGGUCUCCCAGGAGGUUUUGGAUACGUUUCCAGUGUAUGCGUAUCCGGACCUCGAAGCACUCAGCGACAGUGACACUCAGUCGAGAUCGGGCGAUAGUGGCUCCACGCACCAAUUGGACAAGGUGGAAGAAGAGCCAGAGAAGACCGAUACAAACAGCGAAACGCGAAUACGGACAGACCCAGCUGUUCACAACGUUCAAGGAAGGGUGGAGAUCGGAGAAAAGGAGGUCUCGCCCAAUCAAGAGGAUGAUAUAUCGUCCAGCAGCCAACACCAAACGCAAAUUACCGCACCCUCUCCUCGGAAUCGACUCAGUCAUUCUCAAACGACCUGCGCAAUCUGCCUCGACGACUUUGUGCCCAACGUGGCGAUCGUGCGCGAGCUUCCAUGUGGGCACAUCUUCCACGUCGAGUGCAUUGACACCUCUCUGGAGCAAAAUAGCAGUCUUUGCCCGUUGUGUAAGAAGAGCGUUGUACCGCCAGGGAGUUAUCCAGUCCCGGUGACGAAUCGCAUGGUACAUCUAGAUUACAUGCUUCGGAGGACAACCCGAUAG
Aspergillus melleus is the source of this 1428-nucleotide messenger RNA. Its product is annotated as RING-H2 finger protein. The record is from RefSeq and is a predicted model, not a curated record. Bases 1 to 1428 code for a protein of 475 amino acids. NCBI's taxonomy places the organism in Eukaryota, Fungi, Ascomycota, Eurotiomycetes, Eurotiales, Aspergillaceae. The transcript has 3 exons.